Solanum tuberosum (potato) is the source of this 801-nucleotide messenger RNA. RefSeq lists its product as uncharacterized. NCBI's taxonomy places the organism in Eukaryota, Viridiplantae, Streptophyta, Magnoliopsida, Solanales, Solanaceae. The record is from RefSeq and is a predicted model, not a curated record. Bases 145 to 504 code for a protein of 119 amino acids. The transcript has 3 exons.
UCUCUUAUUAUUUUUUUUAUAUAAUCCGAAAAUAAGGCAGCUUCUUAACAAACUUUUUUCAAAUAAUGGGCUGAAUAUAUUGUACUAGUCAAUUUGUUUUUCUAUAAAUUAAUUUUUCUCAGCAUUUUGUAAUACUCUCACAUUAUGAAGACUACUUUUGUUUGGUUCUCUGUUUUGCUCUUGUUGUUGGCAAUGGUAGUUUUGGUUUGCUCUGUUUCUUAUGACAAUGGAGGCACAUCAUCGAAUACUCCUGGAAUGGAGCAUAAUGAAUUGACAGUGACUAUCAAAAGCAGAAAGCUACAGGUCAAUGGCUAUGGAGCAAGCAGGUUCGAUGAUGCAGGAAAGAUAAAUCUGGAAGAUUAUCGUCCGAUAGAUCCAGUUCCAAGCUCAAAAGCUUCAGUAAGACCAGGGCCUAUACAGCAUGGGACUCCUCUUAUGCCUUAUAUUCCUAAGCAGCCUUCACCUCCUCCUCCGACUCGCUCCAACCCCGUUGGGUUUCCAUAGGCAUGAUCCGUUCUCACGGAUCAUUGCCUAGGGUGAUGAGGUGAUGAGACAAGGUGUAGCACAGUAUGGUCAGCGCAUCGCAUAUUCUAAUGUUAAGAAGAAUGUAAUAAACUCAAAAGAACAAUGUGUGUUUUAUUUGUUUUUCUUGUAAAAUUUAAUUGGAGCCUUCAUGUAUUAGAGGUUCAUAUUUGUACCUUAUCUAGAUGGUACGUAUAACGUACUUUCUUAAAAAAUAAGUUAAUUCCAUUAAUGAGUAUACUCUCUGUUCCAAUAUGUAUGUGAUUGUGUAAUGAUAUU